AUGGAUCAGAUCCAAAACAGCUCUCCGUUCAACAACAACUCUCUUCCUCCCUCUGCCUCGACCGCGAACAACUCCUCUGCAUCCGCGAACCAGGCGCGCCAGAUCCACAACCAACAGCGCCUGCUAGUACAGCAGCAGCAACAGCAGCUGUACAACCUCCUCCCCGGUCCGAGCCAGCUCCAGACCUCGCCGACUUCAUACUCCCCGAGCAAUACACUACCACCAAUCCCGACGUCCUCUGCUCAACAACAGCAACAGUACUUUUCGUCGGAAGGCCUUUCAUCACCCACCCACACGACCCCGCCAAAUUCGGCGACUUGGCCACUCCAGCGCACGUCCAAUUCACGAGAAGAGUUGCACCCGCGCCAACAGCAGCAGCAACAACAACAGCAGUACCUCGCCCAGCAGCAAGCUAGGGCGCAACACCAGCAGCAGGAAGCGCAAGCUCAAGCACAGGCUCAGUCGCACCCGCCGAUCAAGAGAGAACCGAUGAGUUAUUCAGCGAAAGACGACAAAAGCGCCGUCGCAUCGUCCAGUGGCUCGAAUGGGAACCCUGCGCGUGGUACGGAGGAUCCUAUGCCUUCGACGAGUGACUUCGUGAAGAAGCUAUACAAGAUGCUCGAAGACCCGGCCUUCCAAUCCGUGGUAUGCUGGGGUCCACUAGGCGAUUGUUUCGUCGUUAAAGACAUGAACGAGUUCACGAAGUCCAUCCUCCCACGCAUGUUCAAGCACUCGAACUUUGCGUCGUUCGUGCGCCAGCUGAACAAGUACGACUUUCACAAAGUGAAGAACACGGACGAUAACCAGUUUGGAGAACACUCCUGGACGUUCCGCCACCCCGACUUCCACGCCGACCGCCGCGACGCACUCGAGAACAUCAAGCGCAAAGUCCCUGCCGCGCGCAAACCCACCGCGCUCUCCUCCUCCUCCGCCCUCCCACCGCACUCGUCCGCCGGGCACCCCUACGCCAACGGCCGACGCUCCUCCUCCCCACCCUCCCUGCACCCCGCCGCCUACCCCGGCGUGCACCCCGGCCACCCGCACUACAACGCCACCACCGCCCAGCUCACCUCAGAGAUCCAAAGGCUGAAGGAGGAGGGCGAUGACCUACGCGGGCGGAUCAGGAACCUGGAGCGGAAUUAUGAGAGCGUCCUGGUGGAGAUGGUGGGCUUCCAGCGGGGGAUGGCGCAGCAGGACGGCCUGAUGCAAAGCUUGAUCGCGUAUUUCCUGGGGAGCGAGAGUGGCAAGCUAAAAGCUUCCUCUAAUAACAACGGCGCGUCUGGCUCCCAACUUUCGCCCUCCACCUCCCGCCUCCAACAAACCGGCUCCCAACCAACACCCCAACAACAACUGCAAGCCCAGAUCCAUUCCCAACUCCAACAAAGCCAGCAUGCCCAAGCCGCCCUCCAAGCCCAGCUCUCCGCCGUGCGCGAGCGGCGCGCGUCGAUAGAGGCAGCCGAGGGCGCCCCACAGUCUCAACAGGUGCAGGUGCAGGCCCAGCAAGCCCAACAACAAUCCCAAGGGAGCUUGGCCGGUGCUCUCGGGGGCCUAGGGCAGAUCUCCGACCAGAACCCUUUCCUGCCGCCUCAGACCGUGCAGCGUAUCCUGAGCGGGGCGCCUGCGGGCGGGCUAGGGAAUAAUCUGGACCCUGGCGGUGGGCAGGGAGGUGGGCGGAUGACGCCUGACAUCCUUGGGAGGGCGACGCUCCUGCAGAUGAGCGAGCUGAGCAGACGCGCGGCGUAUUUGAACGCGCAGGGUAUCCAGGCGGGCCAGGGCGCAGAGGGCGGGCGGCUGUGGGCAGGGAUGAACUUCCCUCCUUCGUCUGGAGGAGAGGGGAGCGGGAGUGGAGGGCAGGGGCCAAUCCAGCCGCAAGGCCCGGAUGGGCAGAAGCUGACGCGUGCGGAGGCGCUGGCGCAGAUUAGGGAUUUGCAUAGGGAGAGGCUGUCCCAGGGCGGUUGGGCGAACGCGCCUGCUCCGAGCGUACCGCUUGGGUUGGGAGGCGUAGGUGCGGUUGGAGGCGUAGGAUCCGUUGGACUUGGUGGCGUGCAGAUUAGCGGCCAGCAGAGGCUUGGGCAGCGGAGGAGUAUGAGUGAGGAACGGAUGGCGUACGCCCAGCAGCAGCAGCAGCAAGGACAGCCCGGGCAAGGAGGCGAGAUGAUGCAGGUCGACCCUCAGGAAGCAGAGGACGAACGAGGACGAAGAGCGCGUAGGAGACAGAGCGAAGGAGGUGUUGGUCUGCGCGGAUCCUCCUCCGGGUUGUCUCUCGGCCCUUCAGGUGAAGGAGGCGACGGUUCGCAGGCGCAGAGCCCCGAGGAGUACGUGAUGCCCUCGCCCCCGCCGAACUCUGCAGCGGCCUCCGGCCAGGGUACAGCCUCUGGCUCGCCCCAACAACAAGCGCAACAGCAGAGGCAGCAGAGUGGGAUGCCAAAUCCUUGGGCGUCACUCAUGAACAUGAACCUCAACUUUGCGAAUGCCUCUGGGUCUGGUGGGCCUGGGGGCCCGUUUAUCGUCGACUCGCAGCCUUACAAUGGCCCCACCGCAUCCUCUGGCGGUGUUCCAGGGUUCAGUAUGGACGACGAGAACAACGGGCUGACACACGAAGGGCUGCAGGUGUAUACCGUCGGCCACCUCUUGCCGCGUGGUGUGGGUAUGGGCGGCGCGGAGGAUGCCAGAGGGAGCUGGAGCUUCGACGCGAGUGGGCUGGCGGCAGGUGGGAUGCUUGGGUCGAUGGAAGGAGGUAACCAGGGAGGCGAGCAGCAGCAGUAUGCGAGUGGGAGCUACGCCGGCGACGAUGGAGAAGAGGAGGUUGUGCGUCCGACACCGUCGAAUGCGCUCGUGCCGGGGGCGUCGUCGCACUCGAUGGCGGAGUCUUCGUCUGCGGCUUCAUCCUCGACAACAGGAGCAAGUAGAAAGCUUCGCGUACGUCGCUCGACGUUUGUUCCUGGAUGGGCAGUACCACCGAGAGUGCUUCUUGUCGACGACGAUGCCGUCAGCAGAAAACUGAGCAGCAAGUUCCUCAAAGUCUUCGGGUGCACGAUCGAUGUUGCUGUCGACGGUAUUGGCGCGGUGAAUAAGAUGAACUUAGAGAAAUACGACUUGGUGUUGAUGGAUAUUGUCAUGCCUAAGCUGGACGGUGUGUCAGCGACGAAUCUCAUUCGCAAGUUCGACCAAGGAACACCCAUUAUCUCAAUGACGAGCAACUCGAAGCCGAACGAGAUCAUGACGUAUUAUUCGUCCGGUAUGAACGAUAUCCUACCCAAACCGUUCACGAAGGAAGGUUUGCUAGACAUGCUAGAAAAACACCUAAUGCACCUCAAGGUGAUCCAGCAACUCUCCAAAGUGCCUCGCUCGAUCGGCGUCCCACCACUCUCCGACGCCAAUUUCGAGCAGGCCCUCACGACAAGUGCCAACAGCUACAUGCAACAGCAAGGGCAAUCCUCCAACCUCAUCGAAGGCCCUUCAGGCUCUUCGUCCUCUGACCCCAACGCCGGAGGUGUCGUUUCCGCCCCGUCGCCGUUCAACUUCAACUUCAAUUUCGGAGACGGCGAAGAUGAUGGCCGGAUUAACCCGCUGGCCGGUAUGGGUCUGACAGACGAGCAGUACAGCAUGAUCCUGCAGAACAUCGUCAACGGGGACGGGUUCAUGGGCAUCCCGGACGACAUCGCCAAUGGUGGCAAUCCGAGUGGAAGUGGGCUGGUCGAGGUGCCGGUUGGUGUGAGUGUUGGAGGGUCGGAGAAGCGUCCGCUGGACGACCCGAGCGAGGAUGGGAGGGAUGGGAAGAGGGGGCGAUUCGAGGUCAUCGAGUGA
Molecule: messenger RNA, 3807 nt
Organism: Cyclocybe aegerita
Lineage: Eukaryota; Fungi; Basidiomycota; Agaricomycetes; Agaricales; Hemipholiotaceae
Source: the annotation of a GenBank genome assembly